Messenger RNA from Pipistrellus kuhlii (Kuhl's pipistrelle), 2362 nucleotides. RefSeq names its product solute carrier family 38 member 1 (gene SLC38A1). Bases 471 to 1931 code for a protein of 486 amino acids. The record is from RefSeq and is a predicted model, not a curated record. The transcript has 17 exons. Lineage: Eukaryota; Metazoa; Chordata; Mammalia; Chiroptera; Vespertilionidae. Gene Ontology annotation, biological process: L-glutamine transport; amino acid transmembrane transport. Gene Ontology annotation, molecular function: L-glutamine transmembrane transporter activity.
GAGCUGGGGGAGCGCGGGCUGAGGCGGCCUCGCUGCUGGCUGAAGGUCGCCGGGAACCGCCGCCCUUCACCUUCUUCCUCGGAAACCUGCCAGACCUCCCCGCCCGGCCCUCGUGGACAGAGGCCCCGUUUCCCCGGCUGGGGCGGCUAGACCCCGGCACAAAGGACAUCACCCCGCCGCCGGGGAGGACAUCCGGAAGGGAGGAGGACACCUUGACGUCUUACCCCUGUGCGACACUUUGUCCCUUUUUUUGCCCAAGGUAUUUAUUGAGUGCCCACUGUGUACCAGGCCCUAUCUCUAUGUGCAUACAAAAACCCUGGAAGGUCGUACUCCAAUAUACAUACAGUGAUCGUCUCUGCUUGCUAAGAUAACAGGGGUGUCAAGCUUAUAUGUUUGCUGCUAUCCACUUGUAAAUACGCUCAAAACAGGAGAGUUUGGACGAAGUUUUUGACGACAGGUACUUGAUAAACAUGAUGCAUUUCAAAAGUGGACUCGAAUUAACCGAGUUGCAAAACAUGACAGUGCCCGAGGAUGACAACAUCAGCAAUGAUUCUAAUGACUUCACUGAAGUAGAAAAUGGUCAAAUAAAUAGCAAGUUUAUUUCCGACCGCGAAAGCAGAAGAAGUCUCACAAACAGCCACUUGGAAAAAAAGAAGUGUGACGAAUACAUUCCAGGAACAACCUCAUUAGGCAUGUCUGUGUUUAACCUAAGCAACGCCAUUAUGGGCAGUGGGAUUCUGGGACUCGCCUUUGCCCUGGCAAACACCGGAAUCCUCCUUUUUCUGGUACUUUUGUCUUCGGUGACACUGCUGUCUAUAUAUUCAAUAAACCUUCUGUUGAUCUGUUCGAAGGAAACAGGUUGCAUGGUUUAUGAGAAGCUGGGAGAGCAGGUCUUCGGCACCACAGGGAAGUUUGUCAUCUUUGGAGCUACCUCUCUACAGAACACAGGAGCAAUGCUGAGCUACCUCUUCAUAGUCAAAAAUGAGCUACCCUCUGCCAUAAAGUUCCUAAUGGGAAAGGAAGAGACAUUUUCAGCCUGGUACGUGGAUGGCCGUGUCCUGGUGGUGAUCGUCACCUUCAGCAUAAUUCUCCCUCUGUGUCUCCUGAAGAACUUAGGGUACCUGGGCUAUACUAGUGGAUUUUCCUUGAGCUGUAUGGUUUUUUUCCUAAUAGUGGUCAUCUACAAGAAAUUUCAGAUUCCCUGCAUUGUCCCAGGGCUAAAUGCAACAAGUGCUAAUUCAACAAAUGCUGACAUGUGUACGCCAAAAUAUGUUACCUUCAAUUCAAAGACUGUGUAUGCUCUACCUACUAUUGCAUUUGCAUUUGUCUGCCAUCCGUCAGUCCUGCCAAUCUACAGCGAGCUUAAAGAUCGAUCCCAGAAAAGGAUGCAGAUGGUUUCGAAUAUCUCCUUUUUUGCCAUGUUUGUGAUGUACUUCUUGACCGCCAUUUUUGGCUACUUGACAUUCUAUGAGAACGUCCGCUCGGAUCUCCUUCACAAGUACCAGAGCAAGGACGACAUCCUCAUCCUGACGGUGCGGGUGGCGGUCAUCGUGGCUGUCAUCCUCACGGUGCCGGUGUUGUUUUUCACGGUUCGUUCGUCUUUAUUCGAACUGGCUAAGAAAACAAAGUUUAAUCUGUGUCGUCACAUCUUCGUGACCAUCGUACUCUUGGUCAUUAUCAACUUGUUGGUGAUCUUCAUCCCCUCCAUGAAGGAUAUCUUCGGGGUUGUAGGAGUUACAUCUGCUAAUAUGCUUAUUUUCAUUCUUCCUUCAUCUCUUUAUUUAAAAAUCACAAACCAGGAUGAGGAUAAAGGAACUCAAAGAAUUUGGGCGGCCCUCUUCCUGGGCCUGGGGGUGUUGUUCUCCCUGGUCAGCAUCCCCCUGGUCAUCUACGACUGGGCCUGCUCGUCGGGGAGCGACGAAGGCCACUGAGACCGGCUGGGAGCCAGCAAUCUUCCCGCCCGCUGCUCAGUCCAGUCACCGACCACACAUCCGCAACCCUCGUCCCUCCCUUUGCAAGUUUACAGAAGCAAACAGAAAUUUACAGGAUACUUCAAAUGGAAUCCCACUUUGGUCGCAAAACAGAAACCUGUUUCUAUACUGGUUCGUGUCCCUCUGAGAUCUAGGAUCAAUCUAAGGAUCAUGGAUUAUUUUUCCCCCCUUCAAAUUUCAUGGAAUCAGAUUUCCUAGUAGUUUCCACAGUCAGUUACUUUUCCACUCUCCUAACUCGGUGUUUUGUGACUUCAUGGUCUCUUAGAACUUUGAAAACAUGAUCACCAAUCAUGUUUAUUUAUGAUAGAUCAGAUUCUGAAGUAAUUUUCCUACUGAUGUUCAGCUCACACUAUCUGUAUCUUUUUAGAAGA